ACAACUUUGCUUCUCUACGCACACAUUUUUCGCACUUCACUCUCUUCCUUUAACGCCAAAUUCGAAGGAAUUCACAACCAAAAACCCCAUACCCAAAACUUCUAGAUUAUGGAAGCUCCAGAGUUCUUUCUUGGAACCACCGGCUAUUGCUCGCAAUUGACGCCGGAGAAGCAUGGUUCCGGCGGUGACCAUUUCAUUGUCGAUGAACUUUUGGACUUCUCCAACGAGGAUGCCGUUGUCAAUGACAACGCUGUUGAAUCUGUUGCCGGACAUUCCACGGAAUCCUCUACCGUCACCGUCGGCGACAGCUGCAAUUCGUCGUCCUUCUCAGGUUCCGAGCCAAAUUUCGGGGGUGAUAUUGGUUGCGGCCGGAGUCUUGCUGACGGACCGUUCGCGGGAGACCUCUGUGUGCCGGUAAAUUCGAAAUUCCCCUGUGUUUGUAAUAAUUGAAAGAGAAAAUAAAAUUUUGAAUUUGAA
This is a messenger RNA of Rubroshorea leprosula, 477 nucleotides long. The record is from the annotation of a GenBank genome assembly. Lineage: Eukaryota; Viridiplantae; Streptophyta; Magnoliopsida; Malvales; Dipterocarpaceae.